GCAAUGAAGCACAAUUGAGUUUAGUCGCCACUCAAACGCAACAACAACCGCAAACCCCGUCUUUUUGGGCUUCUCACGGGCCGGUAGCGAUCGUAUUAAUCAUAUGCGUGUUCGCACGCUCUUAUUUCCGCUGUGACGCGUGCGCGUUUUAUUCCACUUCUCUGAGUUUGUGCUUCAGUCGCGCGUUUCUCUUCUUUUAUAACGGUAGUUUCGGAGGCCGGUCCGCGGUAAAGUGCGUCAGUCAUGGCCAUGAUCACCUCCACCCCGAUGGAGAGCCGCGCCUCCACCGGCCGCUCCUCCAGGCGCAGCGGCGCGUCUCCGUCCGGCGUCAGCCCGACGCGCCUCACGCGGCUGCAGGAGAAAGAGGACCUGCGGCACCUCAACGACCGCCUGGCCAACUACAUCGAGCGGGUCCGACAGCUGGAGAAUGACAAGUCAUCCAUGCAGCUCCUGCUGGAGGAGAAGGAGGAGGUCGCCGUCAGGGAGGUCGGGAACGUGCGCCGCCUGUACGAGACGGAGCUCGCGGACGCGCGUAAAACUCUGGACGCCACCGCGAACGAGCGCGCCAGACUUCAGAUCGAGUUGACGCAGCUGCAGGACGACCACCGCAAACUCACAGUCAGGAAUAAUAAGAAGGAGAGUGAACUGACCACAGCUGUGGGACACUGGAGGAACCUCGAAGCCGCUCUGAACUCGAAAGAAGCCGAUUAUGCCAAUUUACUGGCCACCAAUCGCAGACUGGAGAAUGACAUUUCUGACCUCAAGAGUCAAGUGGCGAAUCUGGAAGCGGCGCUGCAGAACGUCAAAACCCAGCUGAACUCUGAGAUGCUGCGGCGCGUGGAUGCCGAAAACCAGCUUCAGACGCUUCAGGAGCAGCUGGACUUUCAGAAGCAUCUCAGUGAACAGGAGGUGCGUGAGAUGCGCAGUCGACACGAGAGCCGGCUGAUGGAGCUGGACAGCGGCAGACAGAAGGAGUUCGAGGGAAAACUAGCCGAGGCCAUGAAGCAGCUCCGAGAAGAACAUGAAGCUCAAAUCCAGCAGUACAAAGACGAGCUGGAGAAAACUUUCGCUGCCAAGUUGGAGAACGCGAAGCAGACGGCGGUGAAGAACAGCGACUUCGCUUCGUCGACGAGAGAAGAGCUGGCGGGAACCAAACUCAGACUGGAGUCUCAGUCCAUACAAAUCAACAACCUACAGAAACAGAACUCGGUGCUGGAGUCUCGUGUUCGUGAGCUGGAGCAGAUGUUGGACCGCGAGCGACAGCUGAACCAGCAGCGGCUCUCGCAGAAGGAGCAGGAGAUGGCCGACAUGAGGCAGCAGAUGCAGGAGCAGCUGGAGGAGUACCAGAACCUGCUGGACGUCAAACUCAUGCUGGACAUGGAGAUCAACGCCUACCGCAAGAUGCUGGAGGGAGAGGAGAAACGACUGAAUCUGUCUCCGAGUCCGAUCCAGCAGUCGUCGGUCUCUCGCACUCACGCUCAACCCGUCAGGAAACACUGGGCCAAGAAACGCAAACACGAGGGCACGAGUUCGGGACUCUCACCCAGCUACAAACUCUCCCAGCAUUCAUCCUCACGCGGAAACGUGUCCAUCGACGAGAUCGACCUGGACGGACGCUACAUUACGCUCAAGAACAACUCCGAUAAGGAUCAGUCUCUUGGCGGAUGGGUGUUGAGAAAGAGCGAAGCAGAGGCUCCUGACGUCGUCUUCCAGAUCCCGUCUCCGUGUGUGCUGAGCGCCGGACAGACGCUGACGAUCUGGGCGGCGGGUUCGGUGACGGAGCAGGUGCCGCGGGGGGAUCUGGUUCUCAGGACCCAUGAGACGUGGGGCCCGUUCGGGGAGGUGCGAGUCUCCCUGCUGAACCCACAGAACGAGGAAACAGCUGAGUUCUGUCUGGUGUGUGUUCAGGGUAAAGCAGAUGAGGAUCUGGAGUGUGACGAGAACAUCAUGAGCCGCGACGUUCACCUGCGCCGACAGCCCAAAAGAAGAAAAAAGAAAUGUUGUUCUCUGUCCUGAUGGGCUGGAGGCUCAGAGACACAAUCAGGACGCCAGCUGUGUUGUCAUGUGAGUCUGGUCUCACGUCUACAGGCGUUCAUCUAACCGUUCGCUCGCACUUGUCAUAUCUGAUAUGUUCGGAGCCUAAACUGGAUUUUUUACAUGAAGAAUUCUUUGCUGUACUUUGUUCAGAUAAUAAAGUUUAGAUAACUGUUAGGUUCUAAUAAAUUAAAAUAAAUGCUUUUUGCAAAA
This is a messenger RNA of Labeo rohita (rohu), 2247 nucleotides long. RefSeq names its product lamin L3 (gene lmnl3). NCBI's taxonomy places the organism in Eukaryota, Metazoa, Chordata, Actinopteri, Cypriniformes, Cyprinidae. Bases 244 to 2016 code for a protein of 590 amino acids. The transcript has 12 exons. The record is from RefSeq and is a predicted model, not a curated record.